This is a messenger RNA of Acanthosepion pharaonis, 1746 nucleotides long. NCBI's taxonomy places the organism in Eukaryota, Metazoa, Mollusca, Cephalopoda, Sepiida, Sepiidae. The record is from the annotation of a GenBank genome assembly.
AUGAAUCAACUGCUUGCAUUUAUCUAUCUCCUCCUCUUAUUUACCUACAUUUUCUAUUUCUACUAUUUCAUCAGUGUUCUUAAGAUUCUUCAUUGUCUAAAUCAGGCUAAUUUUCAUUUUCGAUUGUAUCUCUCUUGCUUCCUUUUCUUUUUCUUUCUCUCCCUUUCUGGUCCUUUUUCUCUUUUCUCUCUGGUUCUUUUACUCAUCUCUCCCUCUCUCUCUCUCUCUCUCCGACCUUUUACUGUUCUCGCUCUCUCUCUGGUCUUUUCCUCACUCUCUCUCUCUCUGGUCUUUUCCAUUUAUCCUUUCUCUUUCCCUUUCCAACUCCUCCCCUCCCUUUCCCUUCCCUUUUUCUCUCUCUCUUUCCUUUUUCUCUCUCUUUCCCUUUUCUCUCUCUCUUUCCCCUCCAUUUCUCUUCCCUCUCUCCCUCUUACUCUUUCCCUUUUUCUCUCUCUCUCUUUCCCUUUUUCUCUCUCUCUCUUUCCCUUUUCACUCUCUCUCUCUUUCCCUUUCACUCUCUCUUUCUCUCUUUCCUUUUUCUCUUUCUUUUCUCUCUUUCCUUUUCUCUCUUUCUUUCCUUUUCUCUCUUUCCCUUUUCUCUCUUUCCCUUUUCUCUCUUUCCCUUUUCUCUCUUUCCCUUUUCUCUCUUUCCCUUUUCUCUCUUUCCCUUUUCUCUCUUUCCCUUUUCUCUCUUUCCCUUUUCUCUCUUUCACUCCUUACAUGUCCUGUCUCUAUUUCUCUCAUUAUCUUUCUUAUUUCUUCUUUCUCCUUUCUCUUUCUUUCUCCUCUUUCAAUACUUUUGUCUCUUUCUCCUCUUUCAAUACUUUUCUCUUUCUCUCCCUUCUUUUUCUUUCCCCUUUCUCUCCCUUCUCUUUCUUUCCCCUUUCUCUCUCUUCUCUUUCUUUCCCCUUUCUCUCCCUUCUCUUUCUUUCCCCUUUCUCUCCCUUCUCUUUCUUCCCUUUUUUCUUCUUUUUUCUUCUUUCUUUAUUUCUUUUUCUUUCAUCAUCUUUCUCCUUUCAUCUUUCUCCUUUCUCUCCUUUCUCUUUCACCUUGUUUCCCUUUCUUUCUCCUUGUUUCCCUUUCUUUCUCUUUCUCCUUGUUUCCCUUUCUUUCUCUUUCACCUUGUUUCCCUUUCUUUCUCUUUCACCUUGUUUCCCUUUCUUUCUCCUUGUUUCCCUUUCUUUCUCUUUCUCCUUGUUUCCCUUUCUUUCUCUUUCACCUUGUUUCCCUUUCUUUCUCUUUCACCUUGUUUCCCUUUCUUUCUCUUUCACCUUGUUUCCCUUUCUUUCUCUUUCACCUUGUUUCCCUUUUGCCUUCUUUCUCUUUCCCUUUCUUUCUCUUUCUUGUUUCUUUCUUUCUCUUUCUCUUUGUUUCCCUUUCUUUCUUUUCACCUUUUUCCUUUCUUUCUCUUUCUUGUUUCCCUUUCUUUCUCUUUCUCCUUCUUUCCUUUCUUUUCUUGCCUUCUUUCUCUUUCUUUCUCUUUCACCUUGUUUCCCUUUCUUUCUCUUUCACCUUGUUUCCCUUUCUUUCUCUUUCACCUUGUUUCCCUUUUGCCUUCUCUCUCUCUCUUUCUUUCUCUUUCUUGCCUUCUCUCUCUUUCUUUCUCUUUCUUGCCUUCUCUCUCUCUCUUUCUUUCUCUUUCUUGCCUUCUCUUUCUUUCUUUCUCUUUCUUGCCUUCUCUCUCUUUCUUUCUCUUUUGCAGUUUACCUUUGUAUGAUUAUUGUUACCUUGAGUGCAGGUGUUUAA